UGUAUAUUCAGCUAAAGUAGUCUUUAGAUAAAUGCAAUUGACUUUAUUGCUGUCAAGGUGUCAAGUGUAAAAACGUUUUGCUAUCGAUAUUUCCCUAGGCAAGAGUAAACAAUUUUGUCUUCGGAACAGAAGUCACAUAUACGUAAUUACGUACUCCAAACACACGCGCGUGCUUUGAAAAGGACUGAAAUCCACACGCUCUCGUUUGGUUUUGGCCUUCGUUGUGUUAUACUCUGGUAAAGUCGAAAGAUUAACUUUGAAUCAGUUUUUUCUGAUCGAAGUUAGUGUACGUUUCAGCAGGUCUACUACUUUCAUUUACAAUCUAGCAUUUCUUCCCGAAUGUCUAACGUCGCUGUGAGAGUUAUUUCUAUAGUUAUAGGUGUAUUCUUGAUAUCCUUUGGGACAUUGAAACUAGGCCCAUUAUUUAUUGAUGAGUUAUAUCGUAGUGUGAGAGAGAGUUCCAUUAGAAUGCUUGAAACAUUUCCACUUAGUUCAUUGACUGGAUGGAAUGUUAGUCCUGAUGUAAUCAGGCGAGUUUAUGGAGCAAUGGAAGUUGUGGGUGGUGUUGUGCUUGCAUCUUGUCCAGGUAUCGCACAAGAUGUCAGCAAUGUUGUACUGCUUGUCUUGAUGUUACUCCACUUGUUUGGCAUUUGGCGUGCAGGAGAUGGGUUAAGAGAAGCAUCCAAUGCUAUUGUAUUAUGCUUGAUGUUGACCUGCAGAUUCAUCAUAAGAGUUCAACUUAUGCAAAAGAAUGAGGAAGCCACUGAAAUGCUUGAAUAUGUUAAAAAGGAUAUACGAAAACAAAUUAUUAUGCUACAAAGGGAAUUCAAGAAACUGGAUGCUGCCUUCAAUCAAUUAGAACAAAACACUCAUAAGGCUGAACGAAAUAAUGACAAUAAUUCUUCCGACCCAACCAAAUCAUGAUUAUAUAUACAUUUAUAUAUGUUGAUGCAUUUACUUGACAGUUGUGUCGGUG
Trichobilharzia szidati is the source of this 976-nucleotide messenger RNA. NCBI's taxonomy places the organism in Eukaryota, Metazoa, Platyhelminthes, Trematoda, Strigeidida, Schistosomatidae. The record is from the annotation of a GenBank genome assembly.